Thunnus maccoyii (southern bluefin tuna) is the source of this 670-nucleotide messenger RNA. RefSeq names its product synaptotagmin-7-like. Lineage: Eukaryota; Metazoa; Chordata; Actinopteri; Scombriformes; Scombridae. The record is from RefSeq and is a predicted model, not a curated record. The coding region runs from base 181 to 537 and encodes 118 amino acids. The transcript has 4 exons.
AACUGGUUAGACUACCUAUCCACUAGGAGGAGAGGAGAGGCUGUUGAGGAGCAGCAAAACAAUAAACAGCUACUACUACACAACCAACAUCAGCGGAGUUCACGACACACGCCAGAGGAGUACCAACACAAUAAUUGAGACAACGCCAUCGCAUUUUUGCCUCGGAGUGAACUAACAGCCAUGUAUCUGAACAGGGAAGAGGACAGUAGCAAAGGCUCAGUGUCCCUCAGUGUGUUCCUGGUCUCUCUAGCAGUGACAGUGUGUGCUGUUUGGCUGGUGGCUCUUUGUGGCGUCUGUGGUUGGUGUCAACGCAAGCUGGGGAAGAGGAAUAAGCCAGGAGUGGAAGCAGCAGACACUCCAGACUCGGCACGAGGGCGAGGGGAGAAGAAAGCCAUCAAUGAUCUAGACAGAGACUUUUGGAAUAACAAUGACAGCAGCACAGUGCAGCAGAGGUGGAGCUCCUAUCCGCCCAAGGAGUUCGUACUAAACAUUUCUCCCUAUGCCCCAUAUGGAGAUCCUCGCCUCACACUCAAGUGAGUCUUGGUCCAAGGUUGGUAAGAGACUUCCCCCUGAGCAGGGCUGUAAUGAGGCAGGGGCACCGCCACUUUUCCCUUCCUCUUUUCCUUCCUGUUCCUUUCCUUUCCUUUCCUUUCCUGUCCUUUCCUUUCCU